GGUGGCUCAGCAUGCGGGUGGGGGUGCUCCGGUGUGGAGAAGCUGACGCAGUCGGUUUGUGGCCAUUAAACUCGCAGUACGGAGCAUCAGACGCAUCAGGAAACGGAAAUGACGGGGUAGCAACGGGAACCCAGUUGGCACCAGGUCCAAACGGAGACCCUGACGGCGCUUUCCUGUUUUCCGGGACUGUGAGUUCCUACAUCGACAUCCCCAACAACGGACGGCUGGAUGUGAGGUUGUCCUACACCAUACUGGCCAACAUAUAUCCUACAGGUUAUGAUGGACCAAUCUUCAACUACGUAGGGAACAACAAUGAUCAUCUGUGGGCGAUACAUUUCUGGCAGACCUCCCACCAGGCCCUAUUCCUGCGGACGAUAGGGCGACAUACCAGAUGGGAUUCCAUACCCCCCGUCUCCGCGAAUGUGCUGCAACAGAACGCUUGGAACUACGUGGGCGGAACCUACGACAGUUCCACGGGGGUGGAAGCCGUCUGGAACGACGGUGAACUGGUCGCGCAGUUGCAGAUCGGGGUCCCGUCCGUCGCGAGCCAGUACGCGGUCCGUGUGGCGGUGAAAGACGGAGACAGACGGUACUUCGCGGGCCGGAUAGCCUGUAUCCAGCUGUACGACUUCGCCAUGACGCAAGAACAGAUUGUGUCAGCGCGGGACAGGUGUGCGUCGAGUGCAACCACCACGCCUGCUGUUACAACCACCACGCCUGCUGUUACAAUCACCACGCCUGCCAUUACAACCACCACGCCUGCUGGAACAACCACCACGCCCGCUGUUACAGCCACCACGCCUGCUGUUACAACCAUCACGCCUGCUAUUACAACCACAACAUCUACUGUUACAGCCACCGCGCCUACUGUUACAACCACCACGUCUACUGUUACAACCACCACGCCUACUGUUACAACCACCACACCUGUUACCACAACCUUUAGUUCAUCAAAUGACGCAAGCAUCGUGACCACUACGAUGACACAGCCGGAGGAUCCCACCAGUCCUCCCCCGACCGCGUCGCUAACUCCCAGCCGGCUGGGGGAGGAGGAUCCGCCGCCGCUAACAAGGGCGGGGCACCGGGAGGGGCAGUAG
This is a messenger RNA of Branchiostoma belcheri (Belcher's lancelet), 1097 nucleotides long. RefSeq names its product location of vulva defective 1-like. The coding region runs from base 12 to 1097 and encodes 361 amino acids. The transcript has 3 exons. NCBI's taxonomy places the organism in Eukaryota, Metazoa, Chordata, Leptocardii, Amphioxiformes, Branchiostomatidae. The record is from RefSeq and is a predicted model, not a curated record.